Messenger RNA from Paramecium octaurelia, 360 nucleotides. The record is from the annotation of a GenBank genome assembly. Lineage: Eukaryota; Ciliophora; Oligohymenophorea; Peniculida; Parameciidae.
UAUAGAUUGAUAAAUGAGAAAGGAUUAAAAAAGAAAAGGAAAUUAAAAAAGUUGUUGAUAAAUAGAUAGAAAACUUUGAUUGCAGAUUUUUAGAAUUAAUUGCCAUGACCUAUAGAGAUUCUAUUUCAAACACGAUCUUUUUAUGGCUUAGUUUAAUACGAACAAAAAUAAAAUGGGAGAAUAUUAGGUUGAUAUUAUGUUCAGAGAAAAUGCCAUACUCAUUCCUGGGUGAAAGGGCAUGAUUACAGCUUUAGGUUUCAAGAUAGAGUUUGGAAUUUCAACAAAUAAUCAAUCACAAACAACAUCGGUUUUUAAGCUAAUGAUCAAUAUAGGAUGCUGAUUAAAACCUUUAGAUGCAAG